AUGACGCAGUUGCGCGGGAAUGACGGUAGACUAUGUCCGAAUGGUAGUUACUUAGUCAAUCUACAACGUCAGAGGCUAAUGGAAAAAUUCGCAAUACUGCCGGUUGAAGCUUAUCUGCGUGACGACCAGAUUGACAACGGAGUCGUGAGGUCUCAGUACAAUAAUGGUCCAUACAAUGCCGUCGGGAGGUUGCCAUUUAGAGCUCAUCAUGUAAAGAUCAGAUUGACUACAAAAUCGAGGAAUUAUACUUCCAUGUGUGGCUUGGUUUUCAAAUAUAAAUUGCAUAAAUGCAGCAGUUUGUUAAAUAAAAGUCUUAAACUUAGCUUGUGUUAUUGA
Messenger RNA from Schistosoma spindalis, 336 nucleotides. NCBI's taxonomy places the organism in Eukaryota, Metazoa, Platyhelminthes, Trematoda, Strigeidida, Schistosomatidae. The record is from the annotation of a GenBank genome assembly.